UCAGCGAUUAUUGGUUUUUACUGUUAGAUCCCUAAACCUAGACCAAUUACAUUGACGAAUUACUCAACUGUUGUGCAACUGUUGGAAUACAGUUGAGUUUGCUAAACGCAAUGUUGGUCACGUAAAAUGUGAUACAGUUUGGAGAGAGAGAGAGAGAGGGGCCCUGAUAUAAUUUAUCAGACACUUAAUACAGGGACUUCCCAAGUGAGUUUGUGGGUGAUUAGAACUGUGCCACGUCGAAUAAAUGUCGCAGAUGUACUCGAUUUGUUUUAUAUAGUGUAUAACGUUUUACAAGGUAAGGAAGUUUAUUUUACGAUUUGCGUUAAAAUACUGUGUGCAAUUUUAUGAAAGUACAAUUCUUUAAGAUACAUCACAAUAUUUUUUUCACACUACUAAUACUUGAUACAGACUACUAAUUUGCUUCCUUUGUUAUUACACUUUGGAAAGAAAAGUGAAACUCUUGUGUGUUGCACACAAUUAAUGCAUAUUAAAAGGUAGUAUUAUAAAACAACUUAGUCUAGAUUACUUUAGUCAAAGAACUAUUUUGUUUUAUCUAGAUUAUGAGAGUUUAAUCCUGCUUGAAAAUGUACAAACAUCUACUGGUACAAUGUAUCACACGUUAUAAUAACCAAUGGUAUUGUUAUUUAUGCAAUUCACCACAGUUAGACUUGAAGAAAGCUAAGAGUCACUUCCAAGAGACUCAUUUAGAGCAGAUAAGUACCACAAAACAAAUAUUAGAAUUCCUUGAAAACUCUGGUAUAUCAAACAAGCAAAGCAAAGAGCUUUUAUAUAAUGGAGUUGUUUUACAGAAUUUACCAAAUGAAUUUACCACAAUUUAUUUUUGUAUAAUUUGCAAAUGUAAUAUACCUACUUUAAUCCAUGUUUACGAACAUAUAAAAGGUAGACAGCAUACAAAAAAGCUAGUAUUGGAAAAAGAAAAAGAAGCUAAUAUUGAAAAGGAAAAUUUCACAACUGUCCAACAAAAUUUAAGUAGAAAACAAAAUUUAGAAGAUAAAAUUGUGAUCAAACUUGUAGAACAAUUGGAAAAUAUAAUGAUAGAUUGUAUCAAAGUAAACGAUGGAUUACAAGACUAUUUUUGUAAAAUUUGUGAAUGUUGGAUACCUACUUUAAACAAUGUCUGUGAACAUGUUAAAGGAAGGAACCACCAAAUAAAUAAAACAGCUAGUACUACAGAAGAAAAACCUCAGAAUAAUUCAAAUAGUUUCCCAAGAGAAAGAAAAACCCAAGAAGAAAAUUUAAUGACAGAUUGUAUUAAAGUAAAGGAUGGAUCACAAGACUAUUUUUGUAAAAUUUGUGAAUGUUGGAUACCUACUUUAAACCAUGUCUUUGAACAUGUGAAAGGAAGGAACCACCAAAUAAAUAAAACAGCUACAGAAGAACUACCUCAGAAUAAUUCAAAUAAUUUCCCAAGAGAAAGAAAGACCCAAGAAGAAAAUUUAAUGACAGAUUGUAUUAAAGUAAAGGAUGGAUCACUAGACUAUUUUUGUAAAAUUUGUGAAUGUUGGAUACCUACUUUAAACAAUGUCUGUGAACACGUAAAAGGAAGGAACCACCAAAUAAAUAAAACAGCUAGUACUACAAAAGAAAAACCUCAGAAUAAUUCAAAUAGUUUCCCAAGAGAAAGAAAAACCCAAGAAGAAAAUUUAAUGACAAAUUGUAUCAAAGUAAACGAUGGAUUACAAGACUAUUUUUGUAAAAUUUGUGAAUGUUGGAUACCUACUUUAAACCAUGUCUGUGAACACGUGAAAGGAAGGAACCACCAAAUAAAUAAAACAGCUACUACAGAAGAAAAACCUCAGAAUAAUUCAAAUAAUUUCCCAAGAGAAAGAAAGACCCAAGAAGAAAAUUUAAUGACAGAUUGUAUUAAAGUAAAGGAUGAAUCACAAGACUAUUUUUGUGAAAUUUGUGAAUGUUGGAUACCUACUUUAAACCAUGUCUGUGAACACGUUAAAGGAAGGAACCACCAAAUAAAUAAAACAGCUAGUAUUACAAAAGAAAAACCUCAGAAUGACCAAGAAAGUUCAAAUAACGAUACAGAUAGUGAUACAUCUACAUCGGAAGAAGUCAGCACAAGUCAAACGCAAACUCUAAUUUGUACCAUGAAUAAAUCAAUCAAUCCAUCAAUUAAUAUGUCAUUGGUGGAACAUAAUGUAAGUAAAACACAAGAACUACAAUGUGUUGACAAUAUUCAGCCUGUGGCUGCAGCUAAUACCAAUGAACAGGAUAUAAUUUCAUCGCAAGAUAAAAAAGCUACGUCUGGCUUAUUUAUAUCUUCUGAUAUAUUUAAUGAAAUAAAUACAUUGUUAAGUACAACAUUAAAACAACAGUGCAGCAAAACAACAUCGAAAACAACAUCAAAAACAACAGUGCAGCAAAAAAGAACUCCUCUUGGACGUUACAACAUAAUGUAUCCAAUAGAUUAUUUGCGCUUUGAAAAGAUUAUGUUCUCUUGUCGUGAAUGGAAGUUAAGCAAAAUCAAAGAAAAUUUGAAGUUUUACAUUCCAUCUACUGAUCAAAAUGUUAUUUGUCUAAUAUGUAAUGUCAAACAUAGUUCGUGUGAUAUACAAGUAUGGUACGAACAUAUUUCUUGCAAUAAACACAAGCAGCUUUCGGACAAAAAGUCAAAAUUACUGAAGCAACUGAUGAGUGGAGAGUCUACAAAUAUCGUAUGUCAUGCUUGCAAUACAAAAGUAGAAGAAAAUGUGAUCAGCAUACAUAUAAAUGAAGCUUCGCACAAAAUGAAUCGUGACAAAUUAUUGACACAAUUCGUGUCUUUAAAUUAUUAUGAUAAUUUAUUGAUAGAGACAUUAGAUCCUCUCUGUUAUGCUAUUCAAUAUUUCGCUUGUGUGCCAUGCAAAAAGAGAUUCAAGAUGAAGGUAGAAUUUAUGGAUCAUCUCCAUCUGAACCAUAUAAAUUCUGUUAAAUUUUAUAACAGUUGUAAAAAGUUUAGCUUCUGUGUAAUAUGCGCCAUUCUCUGGUAUGAAAAUGAGGCUUGUUACUCGAAACAUUGUUCACAUCCGAUACAUCUAUAUUUAAAAAAGAGCAAUGAUUUCGCGAUUAAGCCACUACCGCAGGAGGUGACAAAAUUACUGAAAUAUAUUGACCAAAAUGUUGAUGCUCUGUUUAAAGCAUCGGAAAAUGUAUCGAUUAAAUUGAAUACAAAUCGAGUCGUCAGUGAUUUAGAGUAUACUUUAAAAUCACACGAUCUCUCUGCGGUAAAAGUACACAAAUAUGGCUCGAGAUAUACUGGCUUAGCAAUGUUGAAUAGCGACUUCGACAUAUACCUUGAUUUUGGCGGCGAGUGCAAUGAAGCUGAAUUAGCCAAAAGCAGGAACAAACAGAUUGAGAAAUGUUUGCGUGCUGACUAUAAGGUUUGGAAAAUAAAAGAAAUUCUAGAGAAUACCAGAACUCCUAUCAUAAAACUUAUACACAUAUCAACGGGAAUCAACUGCGACAUUUCUUACAUGAAUGGUCUAUCAGUGGAGAAUUCCAAGUUUAUUAAGUCCUUUAACAAUGCAUACUUGCCCUGUCGAAAAUUGAUAUUAUUUCUUAGGAAAUGGAUGCAUCUGUGCAAUUUUACUGGAUUAGAGAAUAUAACAAAUUAUGCUCUCGUCUGGUUAGUUAUUUUUUAUUUGCAAGUUAAACACGGAAUACCGAGUGUUGCAUCAUUAAUCAAAAGGCAUAAAGAAUUCAAAAUCAUUUCUGGUUGGCGAACUAGUGUCAGUUACACUUUCACUAUCGAUAUACCAGAAUUACCGAUGCAUGAAUUGUUGUUAGGUUUUUUCAAAUUUUAUGGAGAAUUCGAUUACAUGCAUUCCGUUAUAUGUCCGUUGUUAGGCAGAGAAUGUGAUAAGCAACUGUUUGCAACUUCUCCCGACAUAAAAUCGACAUUUCCUGAGGAUAUGGAACCGUAUGUGACACAUUUACAAGGAAAAAAUCGGGAAUUUUUUAGAAUUGACUCAGCUAUGUGCGUACAAGAUCCAUUUGUUCUCUCGUUCAAUAUAACAAGAGCCGUGCAAGUUUUAACGCUCCGAAGCUUUAAGGAAUACUGUAAAGAAAGUGUAUCGAUAUUAUCGACGUAAAAUUACAUUUUACUAAUCGAUGAAAUCGACAAAACAGUGACUGUUUGACCAAUUAUAUUGGUCAGUUGGAAGCAUUUGUAGUGUUUAGUGAAAGAGAGAAUUCUAUUCAUAAUUAUUACUUAUAUAUUUUAUAUUGUAUGAUAUGUUUUAUAUAAUAUGAAAUUAAUAUUGAUUAUAAAAUCGCAAUUAUGUCGAUUGUUGAUCGACAUAAUGGAUAAUACAUUAUGCUUCAAAAUAA
Messenger RNA from Odontomachus brunneus, 4341 nucleotides. RefSeq lists its product as uncharacterized. Gene Ontology annotation, biological process: RNA 3'-end processing. Bases 585 to 4103 code for a protein of 1172 amino acids. NCBI's taxonomy places the organism in Eukaryota, Metazoa, Arthropoda, Insecta, Hymenoptera, Formicidae. Gene Ontology annotation, molecular function: zinc ion binding; nucleic acid binding; nucleotidyltransferase activity. The transcript has 5 exons. The record is from RefSeq and is a predicted model, not a curated record.